GGUCAAUAAUGUAAAUUCAAAAGUGUACAAAUCAUCACAAAAUAAAAUUUAGCGAUUUUUAGUCUUUUAAACUGUUUCUUUAAAGUUAGAGUAAUAAAAUGAGUUACAAUCCCAAUCAAAGGCCAAGUGGGCCGGCAAGGAAGGCAAAGCGUGUUAGUGAUGUAAAUGCAAUUGGUGGAACGUCACCAUCAGUUCCAUUUAAUCCAGCACCACCGGCAGCCGCAUUGCCGCCAAACCCACAACAGUUUAAUAAUAUGCAAUCGCCAGGCUAUUAUACACCUGAAGUAAAUCCUAAUAUAGGAUUUGCUGCUUCACCCAACAACUAUAAUCAAUAUCCUCAGCAACAGCCUCAACAGUUUGCUGGUCCUCAACAACAACCUCAACAGUUUGCUGGUCCCCAACAACCAAGAAUCAAUCCUCAAGAUCCAACUCAACAAGGAAGCUUCGGCCAACAGUUUGCCAUGCUUCAACAACCAAUGAUGCAAGACAUGGCACUUCAAUAUGGACAAAAACUUGCUGAUCAAGGAAAAGAAAUGGUGAACAAAGAGUUUGAAAAAUAUAUUCCAGUGACGAAGCUAAAAUAUUAUUUCGCUGUUGAUAACCGAUAUGUGAUGAACAAGCUUCGUUUACUAUUUUUUCCAUUUGCUCACAAAGAUUGGUCACUAAAAUAUGACCAGGAUAAUCCCAGCCAACCACGUUACGACAUCAACGCGCCAGAUCUGUAUAUUCCAGUAAUGGCUUACAUUACUUAUGUUGUGCUUGCUGGGUUUAUUUUGGGAACUCAGGAAAGGUUCUCGCCUGAACAAUUGGGAAUCCAAGCUAGCAGUGCUCUUGCUUACAAUAUUUUCGAAUUGAUCGUUUACACCAUAACGCUUUAUGUAUCAAAUAUCAGCACAACACUCAGAACUCUUGAUUUAUUAGCUUUCUCUGGUUAUAAAUAUGCAAUUGUUGUUGCUAUUCUCUGUACAAGCAUUCUCUUCAAUCAAACGGGAUAUUACAUUACAUUGCUUUAUUGUGGAUCAUCUCUUGCAUUCUUUUUGUUUUUCAUCAUGAUGAAAAAAAUUGAACCAUCAGAAAUCGGGAAAAACCCAAACUUAAUUGCAAAAGCCCAAAAGGAAAUGGCCCAAUCCGAUAUUCUCGUUUGCGGUAAAUGCCAUAAUGUAUUCCACUUCAUCGACCUUUUCAAAGAGCAUAAAGCCAAUAAUUGCAGGCGUUCCUCGGAAUUUGACGAAUGCCGCGAAACAAGGCCCAAAAUCUGGGCAUAUUUGCUGUGGAAGCAAACUCAGUUCCAACAGAAAAUUGAUAAUGAAGAGGAGAAUCCCUGGAAACUUUAUCAAACAUGGAUGAAGUUAGAUGAGAAUACACGACAAGCUUGGCUUGUUGCUGGUGAAACGAUUCAAUCAUUUGAACGAUUUGGGAAUGGCGUUUUGAAAGAAACUCCAGUGAAGAUAACGAAAACAUUGUCACCAGAUAAGCCUCCAGUGCGAACAACGCCGGUUGGUCAAGUUGUAAAGCGUGUUGUUCCUCGUCAAAAUGUCAUGAUAACCGAACAGAGAGUUAUUAGAAGAGGCGAUGAUGGAACUGUCCAAGAAAAGAUUAUAAUUUCACCGAAAGCCAUGCAACAUCGCUUCAUUAAUCGCACUGAUCCAACUUCUGGAAAUAUUGAAAAAGCAGCUGUGGAGAAAAUAAUGGCAAAACGCAUGAAUCCUCGUAAACGUGAAAACGAAUAUCUUGUUAAAUGGGAAGAGAAACCUCAAACAUGGGAACCAGCAUCACAUCUUGACACUUGCAAAGAUCUUAUUGAUAACUUUGAAAUAUUGUUAGCUAAACAGAAGGCAAUGCGCUCAAAGACAGCAGCACAACAGCAACAACAAUCACAAACAUCUCAGCCAUCAGCUACAUCAACACCAACCCAAGCUGCUCCAACUGCUGUUAACAGACCACAAAGAUUUAGCAAAGAGAAAGCCAUCAAUCAAGUGAAGCAAUGGACAGGAAUGAAACGACCAAAGACUGAUGGUCCAGGACAAAACGGAAACGUUCGUGUAAUGCAAGCAAAUAAAUCUGAUAUGACAAUCGGUGCAACAGUCGUUCGCAAAGUCAUAGGGUCGAGUUCUCCUGAUGCAAUCGUUGCCGGACAGAAGCAACAAAGUGGAGUUUUCAAGAAAGCAUCUCCUGGUGCUGUUCUGCAGAAGAAACCCGGUGAAGGUCAAGUUCGUAUUGUCGGCUCGAAAGAUCAGAUUCAAAGUGGGAUCGUAAGAAUUGCAACAUCUUCUGGAGGCUCUCCUACCAAACCUGGUGUUGUGACAAGAAUUGUACCGAAAGCUCCUCUCUCUCAAGCUCGUCCUUCACCAACAACAGGGACUGUUGUUCGUUCAUCUCAAGUUCAAUCACAACAGAGAAUUUUAGCACAAAAAAUCAUGCAAAAGUCACCGAUAAAUAAGACGCAAUCGCCACCAGCAAAUCGACCAAGCGUUGGUCAAGUCGUACAAAGACAAUCUGCACGAACUCCUCAAGUUCUACGUAAAGCAGGAACACCACAAAAUGUUCCAGCUGGCAGACGACCAGGACAACCAAUUCAACAGCAGCAUUCUCGAAUGGUUAAGAAAGGUGCAACGGCAUCGAAUCAAGAUGAUGAUGACGAUGGCAUUCCAGAUCCAUUUCCAAAAGAUUUGCCACCAAUUGAAACAGAAUCGUCAAGUCCACCUCCACCAUUGACAUUAUGUCCAAUAACAGGAAAGGUUUUGGGGCAAGCUGAAGGUGAAUCGAAUACAGCUGAGGAAGCAGAAGACACAGAAUCAACUGACCAACAUCAAAUCACGCAGUUGUUGUCGAAUGAAGAUGGAACUCCAAUUUAUAUCACUGGGGAUGACGGCACAAUGUAUCAGGUCGCUGGAAAAAAUGCAAACGGUGAAACAAUUUUGAUUUCAUCAAAUGCUGAAGGAGAGCAGACUUGUGUGUUGCUUCCAGCUGACCAAGAUUUGCUUGCUGGCUUACCAGGAAUACAAACAACUGAUGCCACCGAAGCACAGAUUGAAGCUGCUCCAUUGACGGUUGAUGCUGCUGUUGCUGAAGCUGUUGCAACAGGAGAGCAAGCUGAAGGCGAGCAGAUAUUCGGAAAGGAAGGUGACGAAGCUUCACAAGGAUCUGCUGAAGGAGUUACUCACCCCUUGUCAAUUGCUGUCAGUGGAGGUGAAAGUGGAGACUCACAAGAUGGUCAAAUAACGGCUGAGAUUGUACAAGCAGAUGAACCAUCGCCUGGUGGGACACGCAAAGUCGUUUUGAUGCUUCCAGAUGGUAACUUGAUGGUAACCGAGCUAUCGCAAGAACAAUUUCAAUCGUUAAAUCUUCAACAAUAAACAGCAAACUUUAAAUUAAUUAACAGAUUUCUAUUCUAAUAAAAUGAAUUAACAAUAGUUUUACUUUUUCUUCAACAUAAUAUUUUCAAAUUAAUUUAAUAAUUUUAAGAAAAUUUUCUUUUCAUUUCACUGAAGUUUUUCUAAAGAUUUCUUUUGUUUUGUAAGCACUUGGAAUUGUUCAAAUGAGCAUAUUUGGACUCUAAAUAGUUAAGUAAAAGAAAAUUUGUGCUUUUUAGUGACUCUUAUCUACCUUUCAUCCCAAAUUCUUUCUCCACCUCUAUAAUUAAAUGUUUAAAAUUAAAAUGUUAAGAAAUUUGAUUACAUGAAAUUAUAAAAUAAAAACAUAGAAAAAAUUAUAAAAUGAUUUGCGUUUAAAGCUUUGUCUAAAUAAAAAAAACUAUCAAUCAAUUUCUAACUUUCUAAACGAUCCUUGCAUGCCAUAAAUUUCCUUUCGAUCAUCAAAAGAAUUGUAAGAAUCAAUCGACAUUUUCAAUGAUCGCACAGAACCUUCACGAAUAGCUUGAGGAUAUUUUUCAAGAUUAACUGACAUCUGAUCGUUGUUUAAUAAUAGUUGUCGAUUCGAGAGAAGCUCUAUCUUAAAUGCAUCAAUCAUACUCUUCAUAGGAACAUUACCACCAUACUCAAUUGGAAGAAGAUCCGCACCAAUGACACCAGAAAUGUCUUCAACCUUUUUGUGAAGAAAAACUCGUUUUCGCAUUUUUUCACUCAUUUGUGCGAGUGCAAAAUCAACAGCAAAUUUAACUGAUGAAUGAACUUUUAAGCCAUGAAUUUCCUUUUGUCUCAUUGGAAGAAGUUUCUAAAUAAUGAAAAAUAAUUUUAAAUAAAUCAUUGAAUAGAUUUUACGAACCUCAAGAUUUUUCCCUAUUCGG
Messenger RNA from Clunio marinus, 4246 nucleotides. The record is from the annotation of a GenBank genome assembly. Lineage: Eukaryota; Metazoa; Arthropoda; Insecta; Diptera; Chironomidae.